CAGGCAGUUUUCAAAUGAAAGCAGUGUUGCCUUUAAGAGCCCCUCCGCUAUUACGAACCUACGUUUGUAAAUUAGCGUAUGGUCUUACGGUUUGUCAAAUCUCGGUCUAAGUUGAGAUGUAGCAAUAGAAAGGACACAUAGGAAAUGAAAUCGAUCAUCAUUUCACAAUUCGGAAGAGUUUAGUUAGAUAGUCUUUUCAUGUUGGUAUCUCAAGGAGGGAGAAGAUAAACUAAAGUUUCGAUAAUUCCGCCAGCACGUAAAGACACGCUAACAAACACGUCAAAACCGGAAGUGUUCUUUCCACGCCAGUUUAAACGCACGGUUUUGUCUUCUUGAUUUAACACUUAUAACGUUAAAUAUGAUUAUUUAUCUAUCUUUAUUUAUCUCUCGGACAGUUAAUUUCUUUCGUGAAACCGAGCAGUAGGCGAACUGAAAUCACAACAACAACCGCCGCCGCUAUAGAGAUGCAGGCGGAGAACGAGGAAGAGGAUGCUGUGUCCGUUGAAGAGUAUGUGGCCCGGUCUAGCUUCACCAGAAAUGACAACGACCAGCUUAGUUUUAGCAGCGGGGACGUGCUGCUCGUGCACGCCAAAACGUCUUCAGAGUGGUGGUGGGCGGAGUUGAGUGGGGUCAAAGGUUACGUUCCUGCCAGCUACCUGCUCCAGGGCGCUGAGGAGGAGGAGGAGGAGGAGGACCCAUGGCAACAUAAAGAAUACUUCGGCAGUUAUGGGACACUGAGGCUUCACUUGGAGAUGUUGUCUGAUAAGAGCCGCACUGAGGCGUACCGGCAGGUUAUUCUCAGCAACAGCGCUUCUCUGAGGAAUAAGGUGGUGAUGGAUCUUGGCUGCGGGACUGGCAUCAUCAGCCUUUUCUGCGCUCAACUCGCAGAACCCUCAGAGGUUUAUGCCGUGGAGGCCAGUUCCAUGGCAGAGUACACCAGGCAACUGGUGAAGCAGAACGGCUGCGAGGAGUUGGUCACGGUGCUGCAGGGACGAGCCGAGGAGAUCGAGCUCCCUGAGCAGGUGGACGUCCUGGUGUCGGAGUGGAUGGGAAACUGCCUGCUGUUUGAGUUCAUGGUGGAGUCGGUGCUGCUGGCCAGGGACCGCUGGCUUAAGGAAGGUGGCGUCAUGUGGCCGUCAUCUGCCGCACUCAGCCUAGUGCCAUGUCAGGCCGACAGCUAUUAUGCCGAGACGAUGGCCUUCUGGGAGCAGCCUUAUGGCCUGGACUUCACUCCUCUUCAGCCCCUGGCACAGCAAGAGUUCUUCACCAAGCCCAAGUUCAGUCACGUGAUUGAGCCCGAGGACUGCCUCACUGCGCCCUGCGACGUCCUGCAGCUGGACAUGUACACCCUGCAGGUCAAAGACCUGGAGGAAAUAAAGGGUCACUUUCAUUUCCGUGUGGAGAGGUCUGGUGUUUUUCACGGGUUCAGCGCUUGGUUCAAAGUUCAGUUUGAGAGCCUGCAGAGGGGAGGUGCCCCCGUGGAGCUCAACACCGGACCGAACUCUGAGCCCACACAUUGGAAGCAGACUCUGUUCAUGCUGGACAGGCCAGUUAGUGUGCAUGCUGAAGACGCCAUCAGCGGAAGCAUCAGCCUGCACAGGAACCCGGUCUGGAGACGCCACAUGACGGUCACUCUGCACUGGAGCGUUAAGCGCAGCCGGGAGGGAACAGGCGGCUGCCAGGUUGGGACAAAGAGUUUCCCCAUGUGGAGGUGACAGAAUUCUCCGUCGGCAUUGGUGAUCCAAAUACAUCCUCUGUCGAGUCGAGGGUCAGUGAGGUGACCUGGAAUGAAGUGUGAGGCUCAUCUGAGGCGACUCGUCGUCCCGUGGUGUUGAGCGUGAUGACUACAGGCCCAGGUGAAGCAUACGGCUCACUAUGAAUCAUGUUAGAGUGUCACUGUGGAGCGUUGGCUGGGUGGAAAGAGGCUUUACAAGAUGAUUGAUAUCUUCCACAUUCAUUAAUUCAUUUCAUGUACAUAGUCAUUUGUUUGACUGCUAUACAUAUCAGUUUUGUAUUGGUUUAAGGAAACAUUAAGCAUGGAUUUGAUGGUUUAGAUACCAUUUUAUAUCUUCAAAGAUUAAAGUGAACGAAGUACAUCAAUGAAAUGCUACAGUCACAACUUGCAAUUAGCCCAAUGUGCUGAAAUAGGCAUUGAAUAACAACAUUGUGGUACACAAUAAAUGAAUCAUUAACAAAAUAACUUGGAAAUGAAUAAACUUGUUUCUAUAUA
Gasterosteus aculeatus aculeatus (three-spined stickleback) is the source of this 2230-nucleotide messenger RNA. It is a transcript of the gene prmt2, whose product is annotated as protein arginine methyltransferase 2. Gene Ontology annotation, cellular component: nucleus. Gene Ontology annotation, biological process: peptidyl-arginine methylation, to asymmetrical-dimethyl arginine; chromatin remodeling. The record is from RefSeq and is a predicted model, not a curated record. Gene Ontology annotation, molecular function: histone methyltransferase activity; protein-arginine N-methyltransferase activity; protein binding. NCBI's taxonomy places the organism in Eukaryota, Metazoa, Chordata, Actinopteri, Perciformes, Gasterosteidae.